AUGGCUUCUUCCCUGUCUUCACACUUCGCACCAGUACCAUUUUCCCUGACGGAGCCCCCGCAGAGUUUCCGCCUGCUCGAGCUGUCGCCUGAACUGGUCGACAUCAUAGAGACCCAGAGGAAUGUCGCGAGCAAGAGGCGGAGACUGUGGUUCAAGGCCUCGACACGCGCUUCCUAUUCUGCUCCCACCUCUAGCCUGCGGGGGUCUUCGCAAUCGAUAGAGACGCGGGCAGGGGACGCGGACAGGGCGGGCUUCUUGCAUUUAUGCUCCGAAGAGAAGGUCUGGGCUGUCAAGCAGGUGAGCACGAGUAAUAGCGUGCAUAUCACGCAGUGGGUCUCGGCGGAGGACAUGCAGAGGCAGAGGCAGCAGCGAGCGGACCAAGAUGGGCAUGAGGAUGACGAUAUGUUCAUGACGGAGGCAGAAGGACAGGCUAGUGGAGACGGAGACGGGAAAGGCACCGAUUCCAGCGACGCAGACGCAGACAGAUUGGCGGACCCCGCAAGCAAUGGCGGCAUCACGGCGAUUGCCCAAGUCAAAAAUAUCCUCGAAAUCAUCGAGGUAAAACCCUCGGAAGGCGAUGUCGACAGAAUGCUCCGCCAGAUGGUGCCCUCGUAUGGCGAUGCAGAAGACGGGGAUGAUCAGCAUGUUGUUACUGCUGGUGCCCGUGGCGAAGGAUUAUCGUCGGACAAUCGAUCCGGACUAUCACUGCAAUAUAUCUUCGAGAACACCCCCGCGCCGACAAAGACCAUCUUCGAAGCGAUGAAUCGGCUGUUCAUUUUCGGGAUAUCAGCGUCGCCGGCGGAACCUGCGGAGGAGGGCGCAGGGCAUGGGCAACAACAAGAACAAGAACAAGAUCGCGGUGUCGCGUUGUUCAUCCCGACCACAGGCCUCCUCCUCAAGUGCUGGAGAGUCUUCAUGCAACAAUGCGCCAUCUCGGAAGUUCAUCUGGAUGGACGGGCCGGCGCGGGUGUGGAGUAUAGAGAUCUACACGGACUCGUGGACGAGAUUGUGGAGUUGUGUCGUCCACAACCCAACCCGGAAGCAGAGCUACAGACGAACGUCAUCGUCGCGAUACUCCGACACCUCUCUCUCGACGUGGGAGACUAUGCUCGGUACGCGUCAACACCGAGUUUCCACCUUCCCCCAGAUGCAGAUCUCGACGCACUGCGCGAGGAAUUGCCCAGCGGCCAAGAUGAUGGUGAUGCUACCAACGACGCGACCACCACCACUACCACGAGGUUGACGCUCGAUCCCAUCAAGACACGCGACCUCGUAGGCCGUUGGCUGCUACACUCUCUGAGUGUGCGCGGCGACACACAAUCCAUCGGCCUCGCGCAGUUCCUCAUGCAGUGGGGCGAUCUGCUUCCCGAGUCGUGGACGCGAGAGCGUGAGUGUGAUGUCCACGCCUUGCUCUCGGGCUCCGGCUUCCCCGAACCUGAAUGGGAGAUCGGCAAGGAUGCCACACAUGGGGAAGAGAUCCUCAGACGGGUGGGCAGAAGCCGUGACGACGCAGACGCUUCGAGUGCCACUCAGGCCGACCGUGUGCGUGUGCAAUCGCACACCGAGGCCCGCAAGAGGGGGAAGUGGCAUGAGAAAUUCGGGGCGCAGAGAAACGCUGCGUUGAAGAAGUGA
This is a messenger RNA of Cladophialophora yegresii CBS 114405, 1632 nucleotides long. RefSeq lists its product as uncharacterized. The record is from RefSeq and is a predicted model, not a curated record. The transcript has a single exon. The coding region runs from base 1 to 1632 and encodes 543 amino acids. Lineage: Eukaryota; Fungi; Ascomycota; Eurotiomycetes; Chaetothyriales; Herpotrichiellaceae. Gene Ontology annotation, cellular component: Ctf18 RFC-like complex. Gene Ontology annotation, biological process: mitotic sister chromatid cohesion.